AUGUCUUCCAGACCGCUUCCUGUUGUUCAGCGGGUACCCUUGCCUCAAGGAACCCCUGAGUACGAGGCUCUGCGCCAAAAGUAUCUUUCCGAGCUCGAGGCCAGCAUUCCUGACGAGUACUACCUACCCCAGUCACUGAUUGACAACCCUCCACGGGACGUCACCCCCGUACCAAGGGAGUGCGGUAUCCUGACUGCCGAGGAAAUCGACAUUACCGAAAACUACGAUGCCACUGCCUUGGCCGCUGCCAUCGCUUCCAAGAAGUUCAGCGCCGUGGCUGUCGCCACCGCCUUCACCAAGCGUGCUGCCAUCGCCCACCAGCUCACCGGCUGCUUGGUAGAGUACUUCCAAGGCGAGGCCCUCGAGAGGGCGAAGGCCCUUGACGAGCAUCUGGAGAAGACCGGCAAGACCGUUGGUCCUUUUCAUGGUGUUCCUAUCAGUCUGAAGGAGCACAUGCCCAUUAAGGGUCACUACACAGCCGUUGGUUUCCUCGACACGCGCCACAUUGAUGACUAUGACUGCCAAAUGGUGGCCAUCCUUCGCGCUGCAGGUGCCGUCUUCUACUGCAAGACCAACCAGCCCCAGGGCAUCAUGCACCUUGAGACCGUCUCUCCUCUUGGUCGCACCCUCAACCCUCACAACAUUGAUCUGUCGGCUGGUGGAUCUACCGGUGGUGAGGCGGCCCUGUUGGCCAUUCGCGGUUCCAUUCUUGGUAUCGGUACCGACAUUGGCGGUUCGAUUCGCGGGCCGGCUGGAUUCUGCGGUAUCUAUGGCUACAAGUCGACAUCGUACUAUCUCCCUACCAAGGACUUCCUUGUUGGUGGUUUCGCUGCCGAGCUGACGGUGCUCUGCUCUACCGGCCCCAUGGGCCACUCUUUGAGGGAUAUGGAUCUCUUCUGCUCCGUCGUCAAAGCCUCGAACCCGCACGUUGAGGACCCAGCACUCAUCCCUAUCCCGUGGACCGGCACUGCCACCGCUCCCAAGACCACUCCUCUCAAGGUCGGCAUCAUGUGGAAUGACGGUGCCAUCAUCCCUCAGCCUCCUGUCAAGCGGGCUCUUGCCUGGGCCAAGGAGCAGCUAGAGACCAAGUUCCCUGGCAAGUUCGAGGUCAAGUCCUUCGUCCCUUACCAAGCGGCCGAGGCCAUGGUCAACAUCCGCAAGGCUUAUUGGCCCGACGGUGGCAACGCCGUCAGAGCUCACCUUGCUGCCACGGGCGAGCCAAUGUUCCAUCUGACGGAGUGGAUCCUGAAGGAUGCCGUGAGCGAGGAAGAGCUCCCCGUCUCCAAGGUGCUCGAGUACCGUGUUGCCCGUGAUGUCUACCGCCAGAAGUUCGUCGCGGACUGGAACGCGCAGGAUGUCGAUGUGGUCAUCUCUCCCGUUUUUGUUGGCCCGGCUUGUGAGCACGAGACUGCUUUCUACUGGAACUACACCGCCCUGUGGAACUACCUCGACUACCCCGGUGUUGUCUUCCCCACCCCCAUCAAGGCGCUCAAGAAGGGUGCCGAGGACUACGCUCCCGAGGACGCCACUCCUCUGAGCGAGCAAGACAAGCACACCCGGGAACUGUGGGCCAAGGGUGACUUUGAGAACGCCCCUAUCAACUUGCAGAUUACCACCAGAAAAUAUCAUGACAACGAGCUCUUUGGCGCGCUGGCUGCCCUCCAGGAGGCUCUUGCCCUCCCCUGA
Podospora anserina S mat+ is the source of this 1686-nucleotide messenger RNA. RefSeq lists its product as uncharacterized. The transcript has a single exon. Lineage: Eukaryota; Fungi; Ascomycota; Sordariomycetes; Sordariales; Podosporaceae. Bases 1 to 1686 code for a protein of 561 amino acids. The record is from RefSeq and is a predicted model, not a curated record.